GACCGGUGACGUGACAUUCAUCCAUCAUCGCUCACGGUGCUGGUAUCGACCAACAGGCCCAGACCUGCCAACGGCCCUUUCCCCAUUACAAAACAGGCCUUGACUUUGUUUUGAUUUUUUUUUUUCGGGCCGAGAGUGAAAGCUAGUUCCCUGCCCCAGUCGCGAUCCCAUCGCUAAACAGCCAACACUAAACAUGAGCCAAGCAGUUGCGGACAUCGGCCUAAUCGGCUUGGCAGUCAUGGGCCAGAACCUCAUACUGAACAUGAACGACCACGGCUUUGUCGUCUGUGCCUACAACCGGACGACCGAGAAGGUGAACCACUUUCUCAAAAAUGAGGCCAAAGGUACAUCGGUCGUCGGCGCUUCGUCGCUUCAAGAGCUGGUCGACAAGCUCAAAACACCCAGGAGGAUAAUGAUGCUUAUCAAAGCCGGGUCUGGUGUGGACGACAUGCUCAAGAGCCUUCAACCCCUUUUGGACAAAGGUGAUAUACUGAUAGACGGUGGCAAUUCAGAGUAUAAGGACAGCGAGAGGCGUAUGGCCUGGUGCAAGGAGAAGGGUCUUCACUUCGUUGGAGUUGGAGUGAGUGGUGGCGAGGAAGGCGCCAGAAAAGGGCCGUCUCUAAUGCCAGGGGGUGACAAGGAAGCGUGGCCACACCUUGCGCCAGUCUUCCAGUCAGUUUGUGCGAAAGUGAAUGGCGAGCCUUGCUGCUCCUGGGUCGGAGACGGAGGCGCGGGCCAUUUUGUCAAGAUGGUUCACAACGGGAUUGAAUACGGUGACAUGCAGCUCAUCUGCGAGGCGUACCACCUCAUGAAGUUCGUCCUGAGAAUGUCCCACGAGGAAAUGAGCCAGACUUUUGAUGACUGGAAUAAGAAAGAGCUCGACUCGUUCCUCGUUGAGAUCACUCGUGACAUACUCGCCUACAAGGACAAAGACGGCGACUACCUCGUCGAGAAGAUACGUGACAGCGCUGGCCAGAAGGGUACAGGGAAAUGGACGGCGAUCAACGCCCUCGACCUAGGCGUUCCGGUGACUCUGAUAGGCGAGAGCGUGUUCGCAAGGUGCCUGUCAUCACUUAUCGACGAACGCCACAAUGCCAGUAAACACCUUGCAGGGCCGAAGGAUACGACUUUCAACGGAGAUAAGAAAGAGUUUUUAAACGAUAUAAAAAAGGCGUUGUACGCUUCUAAGAUCGUUUCCUACGCCCAGGGAUUCAUGCUGAUGCGCGAAGCGGCAAAGGAAUACAACUGGGAUUUGGAUUAUGGUGCAAUUGCUCUUAUGUGGAGAGGCGGAUGUAUAAUCAGAAGUGCUUUCUUGGGUGAUAUAAAAACUGCGUUCAAGAAGGAUAAAAACCUCAAGUCCCUCCUGCUCGAUGAUUUUUUCAAGAAGGCGACCGCUGACUGCCAGGAUGGGUGGCGCCGUGUCGUCGCGCAGUCCGCAUUGCUCGGCGUCCCUGUGCCCGCGUUCUCGACAGCACUCAGCUUCUAUGACGGUUACCGUUCGGAACGCCUACCCGCCAAUUUGCUUCAGGCGCAGAGGGAUUAUUUCGGUGCGCACACGUACGAGCUGCUCGCCUCACCGGGCAAGUUCGUACAUACAAACUGGACCGGUCACGGCGGCAACGUCUCCGCAUCUACAUACCAAGUCUAACGACGUUUCCUUCUCCCUAUCCUUCAAAGUUUAUUUGAA
Cimex lectularius (bed bug) is the source of this 1687-nucleotide messenger RNA. RefSeq names its product 6-phosphogluconate dehydrogenase, decarboxylating (gene Pgd). Gene Ontology annotation, biological process: pentose-phosphate shunt, oxidative branch; pentose-phosphate shunt. The record is from RefSeq and is a predicted model, not a curated record. Gene Ontology annotation, cellular component: cytosol. Lineage: Eukaryota; Metazoa; Arthropoda; Insecta; Hemiptera; Cimicidae. Gene Ontology annotation, molecular function: phosphogluconate dehydrogenase (decarboxylating) activity; NADP binding. Bases 194 to 1648 code for a protein of 484 amino acids. The transcript is spliced from 8 exons.